UAGUGUUGUUAGGCAAAAUAUAAGAGAGCAGUAGGAGAGAUCUGCAAUAGAUAAACACUUGUACACGCACCAGCUGGCGCGCUUGCAGACACGCACAACACGCAUCUAGGAACACAGUCCAGAGCUGUGAUUGCUGCGUUCUUGUAUUUUUUAAUGGUUCUUUUGUCAUCUAUCAUUUCAGUGGAAAAUAGCCACUGACAGAGGGAGAGAUAGAGAGACACACGCAGAGAGAAGCAGGUGCGCCCUUUAAGAGGAAAGAAGCAUCUGAGGCAAGGGCAGCAUCCCAGUCUCCAUUCUCUGUGGAGGCUGUGGAAUUCAGAGGAGUGUAAAAAGGAACAGACGGUCACACAAAGCUCUUCAUUUUUUUGUGCUCUUGCUCCUUUCACCUGGAGGUAGGCUGCAAUGGUUGGCACUAAUCAGAGGCCUAAACCUGUCUGAGAGAGCCCUAUGAACAGCCGAUCCAAUGGAUAUCAAAGGCCAGUGUUGGACCGACGAGGAGUCAGAUGGGGAGAACGAAUCUGAACAGUUCCUUUAUGGAAUCCAGUGCUGCUUGUUGCAGGGGAGCUGUGCUGCUGACCUGUACCGCCACCCUCAGCUAGAUGCAGAUAUUGAAGCUGUGAAAGACAUCUACACCGACAGUGCCAUCUCUGUCAGGGAGUACGGAACCAUUGAUGAUGUGGACAUCGAUCUUCAUAUUAACAUCGGCUUCUUAGAUGAGGAGGUUGCAACAGCCUGGAAAGUUAUAAGAACAGAGCCCAUUAUUCUGAGACUGCGCUUUUCUCUUUCUCAGUACCUUGAUGGACCCGAGCCGUCGGUAGAUGUGUUUCAGCCUUCGAAUAAAGAAGGCUUCAGUCUAGGCCUGCAACUCAAAAAGAUCCUGAGCACAUUUACCUCACAGCAGUGGAAGCACCUCAGCAAUGAGUUCCUCAAGGCCCAACAGGAAAAGAGGCAUAGCUGGUUCAAAGCUGGAGGGACCAUCAAGAAAUUCCGUGCUGGGCUCAGCAUUUUCUCCCCAAUUCCCAAGUCUCCAAGUUUUCCUCUGAUCCAAGACACAGUUCUAAAGGGGAAGCUGAGUGUCCCUGAGCUGAGAGUGACCCGCCUGAUGAACCGCUCUAUCUCCUGUACAAUGAAGAACCCUAAAGGGGAACUCUUUAGCUAUCCACCAAACAGCCAGACUGUAGCUGUCCCGGCGGCCAGGGCCCCAGCGCAGAUUACCACGAGGCAGCUGAUUGAAUUGUUUUUUUCAUCCCAGGCGGGCGGCCACUGCAAGAACAUCCCUACUUUGGAGUACGGCUUCUUAGUGCAGAUAAUGAAGUACUCAGAGCAGAGGAUCCCCACUCUUAAUGAGUACUGCGUGGUUUGUGACGAACAGCAUGUCUUUCAGAAUGGGUCCAUGCUGAAGCCUGCUGUGUGUACCAGAGAGUUGUGUGUGUUCUCCUUCUACACUCUGGGUGUGAUGUCUGGAGCUGCAGAAGAAGUGGCAACAGGAGCAGAGGUUGUGGACCUGCUUGUGGCUAUGUGUAGAGCUGCACUUGAGUCCCCACGCAAGAGCAUUAUCUUUGAGCCCUACCCAUCGGUUGUGGAUCCAAAUGAUCCCAAAACUCUUGCAUUCAACCCGAAGAAGAAGAAUUAUGAAAGACUGCAGAAAGCACUGGACAGUGUCAUGUCCAUUCGUGAAAUGACCCAGGGUUCAUAUCUGGAGAUCAAGAAACAGAUGGACAAACUGGACCCUUUGGCCCACCCUCUGUUGCAAUGGAUCAUCUCCAGUAAUAGGUCUCAUAUUGUCAAGCUGCCUCUCAGCAGGCAACUGAAAUUCAUGCACACAUCCCACCAGUUCCUGUUGCUCAGCAGCCCCCCAGCCAAGGAGGCUCGCUUUCGUACCGCCAAGAAGCUCUAUGGCAGCACCUUUGCCUUUCAUGGAUCCCAUAUAGAGAAUUGGCACUCUGUUCUUAGAAAUGGACUGGUCAACGCCUCUUACACCAAGCUGCAGCUGCAUGGUGCAGCGUAUGGAAAGGGCAUCUAUCUGAGCCCCAUCUCCAGUAUAUCUUUUGGAUACUCAGGAAUGGGGAAAGGACAACAUCGCAUGCCCACCAAAGAUGAGCUGGUACAGCGUUACAACCGUAUGAACACCAUACCGCAGAGCCGUCCAAUACAAUCAAGGUUUCUGCAAAGUCGAAACUUGAACUGCAUUGCUCUUUGUGAAGUGAUCACAUCUAAAGAUCUCCAGAAACACGGCAACAUAUGGGUGUGUCCCGUCUCCGACCAUGUCUGUACCCGCUUCUUUUUUGUGUAUGAGGAUGGCCAAGUAGGAGAUGCCAACAUCAACACUCAGGAGCCCAAGGUGCAGAAGGAGAUCAUGCGUGUGAUUGGGACCCAAAUCUACUCAAGCUAAUGGAGGGUCCGCAGCAGAUCUAUCCCUAUCUCAGCAGGGGGGAAGCAGACAAGACAGACAAUUGAAGCAAACGUUUUGAGUGAGCUGUCCUUAGGCCAGACACUGAGGGAUGAAAAGCUCCUGAGCACAUCAUUACCGACAUGGUUUAACUCUAGUGUUCUUGUUUUGUCCUCUUUCUCUUGUGUUUCACCUUCUCCACAUUGUUACGACUUACAUGUUCACCUGACCCUCAGUUAGGUUGCAGCUGGUUUAAAUCAGCUUUCCCCGGUUUUUACUGCUGUCUACACAAAUGCACUCAUUUUUCUGGGACUGCCGAGGCUAUAUUCUUGUUGCUGUGUUUUUACUUUAACUGAUUCAGUUUUUUAUUCUUUUUUGUGAAUAUGUAGUAAAACAAAUAUUCAUUCCAAAUGAUUAUUGACCUUUUUAUGGCAAAUAUUGGAGAGAAUUAUGCACACAUCGAAGUUAGUUAUUUGUAUGUCUUUGGAAAGUUAUUAUCUGUAAUUUUCUGCAGUAUUUUCAGACUGAAGACAUGAACUGAGGCUGUGAUUAACAGAGGGACAUACACCACUUGUCCACUGAUACCUCUAGGCUGUCAAAAGUAUUUUUUGAAAUUCAAACUUAAUAUCAAUAUAUGUACUUUGUUUUGCAUAAAAAUAUCUACUGUAGUUAAUCUGUUCACGAUAAUUGUUGUUUUAGAAACAGAAAACCGGAAAAUUUUUGGCCUUUUGAGAUUUUAGUUUGUUUUUAUUUACUAUUUUAACAAACACAACACAAAACAUGAAAAAUUAUGCAUGUUUUCAGAUUGCAAUAAUAGAUUAGAAUUAAACAAAAUAAGAUCAAAUCAUCUUAACAAUAAACAGAGUGCAUAAAAGUGAAUAUUAUUUAGUGAUGAAUUAACCUAUUGAAAAUUGAGUUUUUAAGCUGCCAAUUAACAAUUCCUUUACAUAUAAAGUAGAAAAUGGGCUGAAAAAUGGGACCCAUAUGUGUAUUAGACAUGUUACCAAAACAGACUGAUUUCCAUUUCAGAUCCAGCUUAGAAAGAAAUGUGGGUUUUGUUUAAUUAACCUAAUCGGGUUACAGGAAGCACAUUGUGAACCAUAAAAACUCCUUAACCUGAAAAAUAAAUAAUAGAAAAAGACCCUUGCCCCACCCUAAGCAUUUCAAGAAAUGAUGGCAUUGAAUGUAGGAUUUGUUUUAUUUAUCAGUUUGUUUUCUUAUUUAUUUGGAAUUCAGUCAUUUAGUGCGUACAGAAGACUUAAAGAGAAAAUUAUGAUGGAUGAAACAUCAGAAUAAAACUGUAGCUCUCAGAGUGCAUAACAGUGGUGCAAAUUUGUACAGUUAAAACCAGCUAAUUACACAGUAUGCUGAAAAAAUUAAACACAAUCCUAUCUGCUUUUUUCUCUGUCUGAAAUUGAACAAAGAGAGAGCGAGAAUAUUUUCUGAAUUUCUUCAAUUGAGAAGUUUACAUAAUUUCACUCACUGUUUGCCAGAAUAAUAUUUUAAAUCACAUGACUUGGGUCAUACAUUGCAGAUUUCCUUCUAGAAGCUUCUCACAACAGUUUGACAGAAUUUUGACCAGUUCUUUAUAACUAGUUUGGCAGUAUACUUUGGUCAUUCACCAUUUGCAAAACCCAUUUGUGCUCAAAGAUUAACCUCUUGGCUUACGUGCUUCAAUAUUUCAAGUUUCCUAAAAAUAUCUGGAGUAUUAUUCCACUAAAAAUAGGGAGCAGCUGCUUUAAACCAGCACCAAUGGAUGGAUAGAUUCUCUCUCAUUUUGGGUGCAUUUGGCAAAUAAAAAAAUAAAACUCCUGGUGUAAGACAUUUAAACUUUAGUCUGAUUUAAUAUCAAGUCAUGUUUUUUUAUGUAUUAAAAUAUACAAGUAUCUUGUUUUAACUGUAUGUGCUGGGACUAUCAUGUGCCUCUGUAGGGAAAAAAGUAUUUUUGUGAUCAUAUUACUGUCAUAGCCUUUUAACCUUUUGUACAUCAUUGUUUUUUAUGAGUCAUCACUACAUGAAAUGAAUAAUUUGCCGUGCUCAUUUUCAAACGAC
This is a messenger RNA of Gambusia affinis (western mosquitofish), 4441 nucleotides long. Its product is annotated as protein mono-ADP-ribosyltransferase PARP6. Gene Ontology annotation, cellular component: nuclear envelope; membrane; intracellular anatomical structure. Gene Ontology annotation, molecular function: kinase binding; protein serine/threonine kinase activator activity; NAD+ poly-ADP-ribosyltransferase activity. The transcript has 23 exons. The coding region runs from base 464 to 2392 and encodes 642 amino acids. Lineage: Eukaryota; Metazoa; Chordata; Actinopteri; Cyprinodontiformes; Poeciliidae. Gene Ontology annotation, biological process: endoplasmic reticulum unfolded protein response. The record is from RefSeq and is a predicted model, not a curated record.